AUGACGCAUGGACGUCAAAACGUUCUGAAGCCGUUAUUUUGUUUCGCCGGAAAAAUGAUAAGUGUAAAAAUAGAGCAACGAAUCGUCGUGAAAUUUCACAUGAAACUUGGAAAAUGCGCUACUGAAACUUAUCUUUUAUUAAAAGAAGUGUAUGGCAACGAAUGUUUAUCACGUGCGCGAGUUUUUGAGUGGUUUAAGCAUUUCCAAGAUGGCCGAGAAGACGUUGAAGAUGAUUCACGCCCGAGUCGCCCUUCCACGUCAAAAACGGAUGAAAAUAUUGAAAAAGUCGGAACAAGAUUUCAGUCCGUUGAAACUGUGAAAGAAAAAACGGCAUGCGUCAUGAAGGAGCUCACAGAAGAAGACUUCCAACACUGUUUCGAACAAUGGAAAAUUCGCAUGGAGCGUUGUAGGGAUAAAGGAGAGGUGUAUAUUGAAGGUGAUAAUAACUAAAAAUGUAUAAAUUCAAAAUAAAA
Molecule: messenger RNA, 473 nt
Organism: Harpegnathos saltator (Jerdon's jumping ant)
Lineage: Eukaryota; Metazoa; Arthropoda; Insecta; Hymenoptera; Formicidae
Exons: 3
Coding region: 1-450 (149 amino acids)
Source: RefSeq, a predicted model, not a curated record